AUGAAAGCGUACCCCUCCUUGCAGGCAAACGCGAUCUCGGCGGAACUCUCACUUGCUCUGCCUCCCUCCGGUCGUGAACUCCUUUCCUCACUCUCUCCCCUUGGACCUCGCCGUCUUUGUCAGGAAAAUGGGAUAAUGACGCUCGAAGAAACGAACGCGUCUCCUCUGCGGCCGGUCUCUGCUCUCUCUGCACAGCGAUCGCCGCCGCCUGUCUCCUCUCCACGCUCUUCCUUGGACCUAGGGAGGUCUUCGCAUGCGUCUGAAGCCGCCUCUAAGUCUGCCUUUUCUUCUUUCUCUUCUUCGCAUCCACCGGCCGCCUCUUCCGACGCAGUGACACAGGAAAAGCUGCGUGGAUCCGAAAGAAACUCUCGACGAGAAAUCCCGCCUCACGGAGUCGCCAGCACUCCAACCGGGAAGAAUGAGGGCGGCCAGGAGGAUUUGGGUGUACGUACACUGGAAAUGCGAGGAGAGCGACCUCCGGGCGACGGGGACGAGUUGCUUUUGAAUCGAAAAUUCAUUGGUGACCAAGGCUGCAAAGGCGUCACAGCUUCUCUGAUGAAAAGAACGAACUUUGUUCGAAUUGACCUAUCCGCAAACAACAUAACCUCGCAAGGCCUGGCGGCGCUCUUGCCCGGCCUCGCUGUUCAGCGCAGCUUGAAGCAUUUGGAUCUAAACUGGAACAGUCUCGCUUCGCCGGGGAACCUCGCAGGUUCAUCGGGCGCUGGGUCGACCUCGUCGUCGAGGUGUAUGUACACCCUGCAGACGUUCUGCGACUGGGUGUCGACUCACGGGAGUCUCCACACACUCACGCUGGCCCACUGUCGUCUCGGCAACCAAGGCGCUGCAUGCAUGGCAGACGCGUUAAACCGAAAUACGAGUCUGGUGACAGUCGAUUUGAGCCACAACGGCGUCGGAGCCGCCGCAUGCACGCUUCUCGUCCAGGCGGUUGAGAAUUCGAACAAGACCGUUCUACACGUCGACCUCACAGGAAACAGCGCCUCGUACGCGUCGCUGAGUGCUCUCGAGCGCGCCUGUGCGCGGAACCGUGUGAACCGCCAUGUCGCCUGUCUCCAGAGGAAGCAACCCAACCUGCAGAAGUCAGGCGAGAAGCUGAAGCAGCUGCAGACCUACGUUCUUCAACUUGAACGGGAAGUCGCUCUGCGACAAGAUGAAUUCUCCAAGAUCAUCGACGACAUGCAUGCAGACGCUGCCGAGGCAGCGCGAAGGCUUGACGAAGCGCAAGAGGAAGUUCGCCAGUUGAAGGAGAAACUCCGAAGCGUCAGCUUCGACCUCGUAGCGGAGAAGAAGAAAGGCCUCGACGCGGAGAAUCUGAAGAAGGAAAUCCAUGCGCUCCAGUUGAGUGUGUCUUCUCGAGAAACGGAGGUCGCAGAACUGCGGUCGCGAGUGCAGCAACUCGAGGCAGAGAAGCAGCUGCAUGCAGAGGACGCGAAAAGUCUUCGUUCGAAGAGCCAGGCACUGGCUGACGCCUCUCUCCUCACGCAGCAGAGUCUAGAUGAUGCGAACAUGGCAAACAAACAACUGGAGGCCUGUCUGCACCAGAGUGAGAGCCGCCUCGCAGGAUUGUCGCAGCAAGUAGCCAACCUGCGGAGACAACUGGUCGCGGCUGAGGGAGCGGCUGAGGAGCAGAGAACGGCGCUGCUCUCGCGGUGCCAGGCGACCCAGGAGGAGAACCGCAAACUCGAAGAGAAAGUCUUCCAACUCGAGCGGGAACAGCAGCAACUCGAACAGAAGCGCGCACACCUGGCCUGGUCGCUGGAGAAGGAAGAGCGCGAGCGCGAACAAUGGAAACUGCAGGAAGAAGAGAAACGAAAAGAGGAGAGACAAACGCUCCAGGAACAAGCUGAAGAGUGGAAAAACAAGUGUGCUCUGGAGGCCAUUUCUCUCCACGCGCUGACUCUUAGAAACACUCCACAUCCAUGCACAAACCUAUACUUCCACAGAUAG
Toxoplasma gondii ME49 is the source of this 1965-nucleotide messenger RNA. Its product is annotated as myosin heavy chain, putative. Gene Ontology annotation, molecular function: protein binding. Bases 1 to 1965 code for a protein of 654 amino acids. NCBI's taxonomy places the organism in Eukaryota, Apicomplexa, Conoidasida, Eucoccidiorida, Sarcocystidae. The transcript is spliced from 10 exons. The record is from RefSeq and is a predicted model, not a curated record. Gene Ontology annotation, cellular component: centrosome.